GUUGAAAAGAUGCCCUUUUCCUUAUUAAAUAUAUAAACAUUUUCACCCAACUUUCUUUUUUCUUUUUUUUUUUCAUUUUUGAAUCCACCGUUUUAGAUGUCCGUCUGUCAUCUUCAAACGCAAAUAAACCCUACUCUCUCUCUCUGUCUUUCUCAUAAGGAGGAGAAAAAACCCAUUCUUCGGCCCUAACAGACCUUAAUGGAAACGCCAGAAAUCUUCCACGCUGGUUACUGCCGUGCCGGAAAUCCCCAAUUCGUGCCGGAAAAGCGACACACCGACCCGAAAUCCGGCGACCAUUUCAUCAUCGAAGACCUCCUAGAUUUCUCCAACGAAGACGCCGUCGCCGUCGUCGCUGACGACGACGGAACCUUCGACGCUGCUGCCGGAAACUCUACUGAUUCCUCCACUGUCACCGCCGUCGAUAGCUGCAACUCCUCGUUUUCCGGCUCUGAACUUCAUUUCUCCAGCGAACUUGGCUGCCGGAAUUUAUCGGACGCUCAUUUCUCGGGCGACCUCUGUGUCCCGUAUGAUCAAUUAGUGGAGCUCGAAUGGCUGUCGAACAUCGUCGACGAAUCCUUUUCAAGCGAAGAUAUGCAGAAAUUACAGAUAAUUUCAGGCAUGAAAGCCCGCACCGAUGACUCAUCGGAAACCCGAGAAUUCCCAACCAGUAACGGCCGUAACAGCCCGAUAUUCAGGCCAGAGGUGUCAGUUCCCGGGAAGGCCCGCAGCAAGCGUCCUCGUGCGGUCCCAUGCAACUGGUCCUCCCGGUUGCUAGUCCUGUCGCCGACGACAUCGUCGUCGGAGUCGGAGACGGUCGCCCCGCCCAAUCCCACCAAGAAGGCGCCAAAAUCAACGCCGAAGAAGAAAGAGGCUCCGGAGUCGUCGCCGGACGGGCGAAAGUGCCUGCAUUGCAUGACGGACAAGACGCCGCAGUGGCGGACCGGGCCGAUGGGGCCCAAGACGCUGUGCAAUGCAUGCGGGGUCCGGUACAAGUCCGGGAGGCUGGUGCCGGAGUAUCGGCCGGCAGCGAGUCCUACGUUCAUGCUUACGAAGCAUUCAAAUUCGCAUAGGAAGGUUAUGGAGCUACGGCGGCAGAAGGAAUUGCAACAGCAGCAACAACAGCAGUUUCUGCAUCCGAAUGCCGUCUUCGACGUCAUCGGUGGAGAUGAGUACUUGAUCCAUCAUGGUGGUCCAGACUUUCGGCAGCUAAUUUGAAUGGAAAAACUCAAAACUUCUAAUGAAAAUUUGAGGUUUAGUUGCGAAAUUUAGAUUUUCUGAACUUUUUUUCUUCUUCUUUUUUUGUAAUUCUCUUUUAAUUCCUAACUCUUUUUGUUUUUGUUAAUUAGAUUUUUUCCAAAAAUGCAAAAAUUAAAAAAGAAAAAAAAGAUGGGGUGGUCGAAGGUUAGUGUUAGAA
Messenger RNA from Magnolia sinica, 1414 nucleotides. RefSeq names its product GATA transcription factor 12-like. The record is from RefSeq and is a predicted model, not a curated record. Gene Ontology annotation, cellular component: nucleus. Gene Ontology annotation, biological process: positive regulation of DNA-templated transcription. Gene Ontology annotation, molecular function: zinc ion binding; sequence-specific DNA binding. NCBI's taxonomy places the organism in Eukaryota, Viridiplantae, Streptophyta, Magnoliopsida, Magnoliales, Magnoliaceae. Bases 199 to 1215 code for a protein of 338 amino acids. The transcript is spliced from 2 exons.